GCACUCAGCCGCUGUGCUCUCCUCUCGGCUGAGUGGAAACAUCAUGUGUCUGUGGGACGCCCAGAGGAACAGCCCUGUUUCUCCAGACUGAGACCAGAACAAGCAGUCAAAGACGGACCGAGGAGGAAGAAGGUGCAACAUGGACUCGAGGAGAAGCUCGGAGUAGACUGUCGAGAAAGAAAACCCGAAAGAAGCAAGUUUCGAGGAUAGUUUUGGUCUCAACACCUCAGACCUGGCUAUGCCAUGCUGGCCCAGAGGAACGGGCUACCUCCAGGCUGUAAGCCGGUUCCUCUGAAGGAUCACCCAGACCUGCGAGACGUGGACGUGAACGCCGAAGGCUGCUGCUCCCUCACUUCACCUUCCCCGUCCUCCGGAGGUUGUCCCUGGGCUCGGCUCGCCGGCGUGGACGGCUGCCUAUCGGAGCCGUACUGUCUUUGGUUCCAGCUUUUGGCCAGAGCGUACUGGGGAGAGGUGGAACUGGGGCUCACCAGCCCAAACCGCAGCGUGUCCUGGGCUCGGCUUAGGGAAGCCUCCAGGAAGAACUGUGUGCGAUCUCGGGCCAAGCAGAAGGAUGGGCGCGAUCAGAGCGACACAUCGGCCGCGGCUUCUCCCGGCGCAGAGGAGGAGCCUUUUUCCUGGCCGGGGCCCAAGACGCUUCACCUGCGCCGAACGUCCCAGGGCUUCGGCUUCACGCUGCGACAUUUCAUCGUCUACCCGCCCGAGUCUGCCGUCCACAACUCUCUGAAGGAUGAAGAGAACGGCAGCCGAGGGAGACAGAGGAACCGUCUGGAGCCAAUGGACACCAUUUUCGUCAAGCAAGUGAAGGAGGGAGGCCCCGCCCACGGAGCUGGACUCUGCACAGGGGACCGGAUAGUGAAGGUGAACGGAGAGAGCAUCAUCGGGAAGACGUACUCGCAAGUCAUAGCCCUGAUCCAGAACAGCGAUGCUUCACUGGAGCUCUGCGUGAUGCCAAAGGAUGAGGACAUUUUGCAGCUGUUUUCAAGGGAUAUCACAGCUCUGGCGUAUUCCCAGGAUGCAUACCUCAAAGGAAAUGAGGCGUACAGUGGAAAUGCUCAGAACAUCCCGGAGCCCCCUCCCAUCUGCUACCCUCGGAUAGAGGUUAAGGCUGCUGGCGUGGCUCAGACACCGGAGCCCGCCGCAGUCAGCGAGACCCCCCGAGGGCCCGUUCAGGGACCGGGACGGCGAGGAGGGGCCAUGGAAAACAGCUACCGGGUGGAAAUCCCCGUCCCGCCGUCUCCUCCGUCGUCGAAGGCUCAGGCGGUGGUGUGCGUCUGUAACGAGAAUGUCAGGACGGUGGCCAUGCCUCUUGAUCCGGUUGACAGGGGGUCCCGGGUGGCUCGGGCUGGACCCAGCCACAGGACAGAGGAAAACCGGUUCAGUCCGUCAGCAGAUUCUGGCUCAGGCCGACCCAGACCUCUUAUCCCCUCAGUACCUGGGGGUGCACAGUUGCAGUACCCCUCUCCAUCCCGCUCCACAGAAACCCCAGUUUACUCCCCUUCCUCGACUUCUAGACCCAGCGCCAUCUAUCCCGACACGUUAUCUCCACCUGUACGGGCGCCUAUCACCCCCGCCUCACCGGACACGUUCUCCACUGCCAUCUCACCCAGCAGCAACCACUACUCGCCCUCUCCCACAGCCCCCUCCACCUCCCCGCACCAGAACAUUGACUGGAAGAACUACACCACCUACAAGGACUACAUAGACGCCAAGAGGCUGCACACGUACGGCUGCCGCACAAUCCAGGAGCGCCUGGACAGCUUGCGUGCGGCUGCCAGUUCCAGCUCCACCUACGCCCAGCAACGCACGCCGCCUCCACCCAGCACCAGUCAAAGAGCGGCACUGGGCUCGCAGAUCAGACGGAGAAGCACCUCCAAUGACCGCGGGGUGGAUGCAGGUAGCCAGGGUACUGCAGCGACUCCGUUACGUAGCGCCUCCCAAGAGAGGCUCGGAGGUGGAACGGAGAGGACAGUACCAGUAAGGAAUUGGCCUCGGAGUGCUUCCGAGGACGCUCUACCUUUUUCCACCCCAACGGGCGUCACCAAACCCAGGGCGCGGUCUUGUGACUACCUGGGGCAGCAGCCCGGAGAGCCGAGCGGGGCUGUCUUUGGAGACAGGGCCGGGUUGGACGACAGGCUGCUGCUGUGCCGGGGAGAGGAAGCCAGAGCGAGUAGGCAGGGCGCAGGUUCGAGAGCUUUACCUCAUCUGAACAGGAGUCUCACUGGACAGGAGGAAGAAGGGCGAGGGAGUGGAUUAUCUAACUCGCCUUUGGCUGCCCCCGUGUUUACUAAAGGUACGAUGGAUUCUGCACUAACACCGAGGACAGACGGCGUCAUCAUGAGGCCGUCACGUCUGCCUGUCAAAAACUCCAUCUCAGACUCUCCACCCGCCUUAUCCUCCACUAAAACCACAGACCCUCUUAAAGACCAAAGAGCUAACAUCAUGAGCAACCACCUGGGCUACCCGUCCCCUCUACACCUGCAGCUCAGAGGCAGGGCCGACAGUCUGAAAAUGGAGAGCAGGUCUGAGUCUGGGUUGGCAGCCCGGUCCUCCUCUUGCUCCGGUCCCUCCUCUAAACUGCAGAUGCAGAGACAACUACCAAGUGUAGUUGUUGCCUCCUCUUCUGCUCCCUCCGCCACUAACGGAGCCGUCACCCAAAAGCCAAAAGCCAAUGCCCCCGCACGGACUAACGGCGGCCUCGCAGAGGGCGUAGAAGGACCGGACGCAACAGUUGUUGUUCUAAGAAGGGACAAGAACUCUGGUCCUGCCCACAUUCGGCCUCCAUCCUAUGUGUUGGCUGUUAAUGAGAACCGGAGUGGAGUGACUCAUAAGUCACCACCGCUGGUGAAGGCAGGCUCUGCGGAUGGAGCUAUGUGCUGGACGUCUAAUGACAGCUGCAGGGAGAUGCAUCUACGAAGGCUUGGAGAUACACGACAGAAGUCUGGCUCCAACAACCUGGAUGACUCCCUGGAUUCGAUCCCCUUCAUCGAUGAACCAUCUAGUCCCAGCACCGACCAGGACAGCGAGCACAUUCCCGCCUCUGCCGUGAUAUCCGGAGCUCCCAUCAUCAUCACCACCAUCCCGCCGAGCCCCACUUCUCCAUCCACUCUCAUCCGACGCCAGCUGUCACACGACCAAGAUUCUCUCCGUCUCACAAUUAUUGAGUCAGAUUCUGGUACGAAAACAGAGCGAUCCAAGUCGUACGAUGAAGGCCUGGAUAACUACCGGGAAGAAAGCAGAGGGAGGUCUUUAAUACCUGGUUUGAAAAGUCUGAGGAAGGCUGUGGACAGGUCGUCUGAAGAUUCGGGGUCCAGGAGGGAUUCUUCAUCGGAUGUCUUCUGCGACGCCACCAAGGAGGGUUUGCUGCAUUUCAAGCAGCUGAACACAGAUAAGGGCAAGCGGGUCGGAGGCGGUAUGCGCCCGUGGAAACAGAUGUACGCCGUUUUGAGAGGCCACUACCUCUGCCUGUACAAAGACAAAAAGGAAGGGCACGCUCACGCCAACUGCCAAGCGGUGGACGAGCCUGUGCCGAUCAGCAUCAAGGCGUGUCUGAUCGACAUCUCGUACAGCGACACCAAACGCAAGAAUGUGCUGCGGCUCACCACGUCGGACUGCGAGUACCUGUUCCAGGCCGAGGACCGAGAGGACAUGCUGGCCUGGAUCCGAGUCAUACAGGAGAACAGCAACCUGGAUGAGGAGAACGCGGCGUUCACCAGCCAUGACCUCAUCAGCAGGAAGAUCAAGGAGUACAACACCUUGAUGAGCCCGACAGGCAGCAAGACGGAGCCGUCGCCCAAACCUUCGCGCCAGUCGCUGAGCAUCAGACAUACGCUGCUGGGAGGGAAAGGAGAGACCAAAGCAACAAGUCCACACUCACCCAAACCUGAGCAGGAGAGGAAGAACAUGCACAAAGAUGACACCAGCCCUCCCAAGGAUAAAGGGACGUGGAGGAAGGGAAUCCCGGGGCUGAUGAGGAAACCGUUCGAGAAGAAGCCGUCGCCUGGAGUCACGUUUGGAGUGAGGCUGGACGACUGUCCUCCUGCACAGAACAACAAGUUUGUGCCUCUCAUCGUGGAGGUCUGCUGUAAGCUGGUGGAGGAGAGAGGGCUGGAGUACACGGGCAUCUACAGAGUCCCGGGAAACAACGCCGCCAUCUCCAACAUGCAGGAGGAGCUCAAUAACAAGGGCAUGAACGAUAUCGACAUCCAGGACGAUAAAUGGAGAGACCUCAACGUGAUCAGCAGUUUGCUCAAGUCCUUCUUCCGUAAGCUUCCAGAGCCGCUGUUCACCAACGAUAAGUACGCAGAUUUCAUAGAAGCCAACAGAACAGAGGACCCAGUGGAGAGACUCAAAGUGAUCAAGAGGCUGCUUCACGAGUUGCCGGAUCAUCAUUACGAGACUCUCAAGUUCCUCUCGGCUCAUCUCAAAACUGUGGCUGAAAACUCCGAGAAGAAUAAGAUGGAACCAAGGAACCUGGCCAUCGUGUUUGGUCCGACUCUGGUGCGUACCACCGAGGACAACAUGACCCACAUGGUGACACACAUGCCCGACCAGUACAGGAUAGUGGAGACCCUCAUUCAAAAUUAUGACUGGUUUUUCACUGAAGAGGGAAACGGAGAUCCAGUGGCUGUGUCCCAGGAGGAGAGCGCCGUGGAGUCCCAGCCCGUCCCCAACAUCGACCACCUGCUCACCAACAUCGGCCGCACGGGCACGUCGCAGGGUGAAGUAUCAGAUUCACCGACUAGUGACUCAGCUAAAUCAAAGGGUUCCUGGGGCUCAGGGAAGGACCAGUGCAGCAGAGAGCUGCUGGUCUCCUCCAUCUUUGCUGCAGCCAGUCGCAAAAGAAAGAAGUCAAAGGAGAAGCCGCAGCCUAGCAGCUCAGAUGAUGAUCUGGACGCCGUGUUCCCCAAGAAGGAAAUCUCUGGCCAGAAGCCGAACCACCACGGCCUCCAGACUGAAGUGCAGAGCGAGACUCGUCCUAGCCCCAACGCCAAACCCAACGCAAAGCAACCAGUACGACCGGAGGAGAGGAAAGAGAACGGGAGAACUGUGGAGCUCACACCUAAAGUCAAGAGGGAGCAUAGGAACUCCUUAUUCCUGAAGGAGAAGACUCCACCCAGGCACCCCUCGCCUUCCCCCUCCCCAUCCCCGAUUAUGUCCAGCUACCAAACAGCUCCUCGGGGGAAGUCCUCCCUGUCAGAUCCUCCAUCCCAGCUUGAUGAGAACACCUCAGACCUCGGGACGAUGAGCUCCGGAGCGUCAGUGCCACGGUCCCGACCGAAAAAGUGGACCGCGGGAACGACCAUCGAUCUUCCCGCGGGAGUAAACGUCGGGCUGGGCGCAGGUCCAGGGGCGUCAGCCGGCGCAGAGGUGAGCUCCAUCACCUCAGACUACUCCACCACUUCGUCCAUCACAUUCUUGACCGGAGCGGAAUCCAGCGCGCUCAGCCCGGAGCUGCAGGGCGGCGAGGAGGCCGAUGACGAACGCAGCGAGCUCAUUAGCGAGGGACGACCGAUGGAGACGGACAGCGAAAGUGACUUCCCGGUUUUUGCACCAGGCGGUGGAAGCAGCCAGUCUACGCCCUGCCCAGAGCAGAGUCUGGAAAAGAGCGAACCAAGAGGAGGUGGAGCAGCUGAGGGGAGCAACACACCAAAACUGGAAGCAAGGCGCCUUUUCCCAUCACACAAGAUGAUCGAGUGCGACACCCUGUCCAGGCGGUGGUCCCUAAGACAGAAAACGGACAGCGAGUCAUCGGUGGAGGGUGUAGCCGGGAGUGGGGAGCGCAGUGAGGGUAGGGCGGAGUCUUCCUCGCGUCUCUCUCGAGUCCUGGAGGUGAUGAAGAAAGGGAGGUCGACAAGCAGCCUCAGCUCAUCCUCACGCAGCGAGUCGGAGCGUCCUGAACCAGCCUGGCACCUUAAGAUCACCGAGAGGCUCAAAUUCAGGUUACGCACAUCCGCCGAUGACAUGUUCACCCAGAAGAACCGAACUCCAGAGGCCCGGGGGAAGAAGAAGAACAUCCGCCGCAGGCACACCAUGGGCGGGCAGAGAGACUUCGCAGAGCUGGCGGUCAUCAACGACUGGAGGGAGCAGGGUGGCGUGGACCAGGCGGCCGAUCUGUCAGCUCUGGACCGCCUCAAACCCAGAUGCUCCUCUCAGGACUUCUCCAUCCGGGACUGGAUCACCAGAGAGCAGUGCAGAGGCUCCGACUCGAGCGUUGAGGUCGCGCCCAAAGCCGUACCCGAGGACGAUCCUCCAGACGCCCCGGAGGUAGCUCCGGAAAGACCUCCGCCUUCUGCGUCACCAGGCGCGCAGCCGCUAUCGGGGGAGCACGUCAACGGUAGCGGGCUGCAAGGCAAAAACAAAGCCAGCCUCGGCGCCGACGCUCACCCACACAAACUGUCCGGAGCACAAGUCGUCCGCUCACGGUUCUACCAGUAUCUGUGAACCGUGUUCGUACGGACACGAGUGAAUGCGUAAAUGUACGAAUGUGUGUAUUUCAGCUUCCACGGUGACUGCACAAUAUUUUUUCUACAAAGUAUACUUUAUGUAUCUACUGUACAUACUGUAAAUAGGCCUAACGUGAUUGUUACUGGAAUAAUGCUGAAGAGAUGUUUAUGUGUGUAAUUCCACUGACUUUGUUGGUCAAACUGGAACCGUCCCGCAACUUCCUCCCGCCCUAACGCGAGAAUGUGACCUUGCUGUCGACGUGUGAUGUUUUUCGAAGGACGGACGUGGACUCUGGAUUGUUACGCAGCACUAAAAAGGGUCAACUUAUUACUGAAGAAUGCAGGAGGAAGCCUUUUUUUUAAAGGAAUCACGGCUCAGUUCUUCCUAUUAUAAGCGGUAUGAAGAAUGUAUUACUCUCUUUGGACUAACACUAGAUGCUUCUGACAAUAUUGUCAUUUUCAAAACAACAUGUACGUGUUUUUUUUUUGUCUGUACUUGAAGUAUGUGGAUGUAACCGAAGGCUGCUUUCUGCGCUGGGUGCUGUGGGAAGUUUGUUUUUUCACAGCACAGUCACACAACAGCCAGAUAUUAGCUCGAAGGACCGGAGGAUUAUUAUAGGUUUAUCAAAUAAAGACUGAAGAAAAAUCAGUAAUGAAGUGCUGAUACUAUAGUAUGUAAUGCUUGGUACAGUAGUUUUUUUUGUUUUUUUUAUUUCCAAACUGUGUCCAGUUAUAGCCCAAAAGUUUGUACAUAUGUGCGAAUUGUUUUUAUCUCAAGAAAAAGUGCCUCUUUUCUUUUUUUUUCCUCUCUUUUAUUUAAACUGUUGUUACCGACAGUUGUCAAGAUUAGAAUGAAAUUUUUCAAAAACCAUUUUUAGGAGACAAAAAAAAACCUCACAGGCAUUCCAGAGAUUUCUUUUUUUGUUUUGUUUCGUGGUCUUUCCUGUCUGUUGUUUUAGUUAAACUCACAGCGACAUCAGAGCGUUCAGAUUUAUGUCCGUGUCCAUGUUUUAUUAUAGUUUUAUAUAUAAUAACCCCCCUCCCCUCUCUGUAUUUUUCGAGUGCAUGGGCGCUUAAAACCUGGGAGAAAAACAACAAACUUAUCUUUGAAAAAGUGCAUGAGACAAUGUUUUCUAAAACAUCUCGCCUGUGUGCAGAAAAAAAAAACAUGGGUGCGACGCCCUCCCUCAACAAACACUGGAAAUAAAUCAUCUUUAUUAGAUC
Molecule: messenger RNA, 7688 nt
Organism: Larimichthys crocea (large yellow croaker)
Lineage: Eukaryota; Metazoa; Chordata; Actinopteri; Sciaenidae
Gene: arhgap21a
Product: Rho GTPase activating protein 21a
Exons: 25
Coding region: 244-6462 (2072 amino acids)
Biological process (GO): signal transduction
Molecular function (GO): protein binding; phospholipid binding
Source: RefSeq, a predicted model, not a curated record